Loxodonta africana (African savanna elephant) is the source of this 2668-nucleotide messenger RNA. It is a transcript of the gene INHBB, whose product is annotated as inhibin subunit beta B. Bases 1 to 1212 code for a protein of 403 amino acids. Gene Ontology annotation, cellular component: extracellular region. Gene Ontology annotation, molecular function: growth factor activity; cytokine activity. Lineage: Eukaryota; Metazoa; Chordata; Mammalia; Proboscidea; Elephantidae. The transcript is spliced from 2 exons. The record is from RefSeq and is a predicted model, not a curated record.
AUGGACGGGCUGCCCGGUCGGGCGCUGGGGGCCGCCUGCCUUCUGCUGCUGGCAGCCGGCUGGCUGCGGCCCGAGGCCUGGGGUUCGCCCACGCCCCCGCCUGCCGCGCCGCCGCCGCCGCCGGGAGCCCCGGGCGGCCCGCAGGACACCUGCACUUCGUGCGGCGGUUUCCGGCGGCCCGAGGAGCCGGGCCGGAUGGACGGCGACUUCCUGGAGGCCGUGAAGCGGCACAUCUUGAGCCGCCUGCAGAUGCGAGGCCGGCCCAACAUCACUCACGCUGUGCCGAAGGCCGCCAUGGUCACGGCCCUGCGCAAGCUGCACGCGGGCAAGGUGCGCGAGGACGGCCGCGUGGAGAUUCCGCAUUUCGACGGCCACGCCAGCUCGGCCGCCGACGGCCAGGAGCGCGUGUCUGAGAUCAUCAGCUUCGCCGAGACAGAUGGCCUCGCCUCCUCCCGGGUCCGCCUGUACUUCUUCAUCUCCAAUGAAGGCAACCAGAACCUGUUUGUGGUCCAGGCCAGCCUCUGGCUGUACCUAAAACUGCUACCCUACGUCCUGGAGAAGGGCAGCCGGCGGAAGGUGCGGGUCAAAGUGUACUUCCAGGAGCAGGGCCGCGGUGACAGGUGGAACAUGGUGGAGAAGAAGGUGGACCUCAAGCGCAGCGGCUGGCACACCUUCCCACUCACUGAGGCCAUCCAGGCCCUGUUUGAACGGGGUGAGCGGAGGCUGAGCCUGGACAUACAGUGCGAGGGCUGCCAGGAGCUGGCCGUGGUGCCGGUGUUUGUGGAUCCCAAUGAGGAGUCACACCGGCCCUUCGUGGUAGUGCAGGCACGGCUGGGUGACAGCAGACAUCGCAUCCGCAAGCGGGGCCUGGAGUGCGAUGGCCGCACCAGCCUCUGUUGCAGGCAACAGUUCUACAUUGACUUCCGCGUCAUUGGGUGGAAUGACUGGAUCAUCGCGCCCACUGGCUACUAUGGGAACUACUGCGAGGGCAGCUGCCCAGCCUACCUGGCGGGGGUCCCUGGCUCUGCCUCCUCCUUCCACACGGCAGUGGUAAAUCAGUACCGCAUGCGGGGCCUGAACCCCGGCAUGGUAAACUCCUGCUGCAUCCCCACCAGGCUCAGCACCAUGUCCAUGCUCUACUUUGACGACGAGUACAACAUCGUGAAGCGGGAUGUGCCCAACAUGAUCGUGGAGGAGUGCGGCUGCGCCUGACGCUCCCGGGUGGGCUUCUCCCAGCCCCUCUGGGAACGGGGUGCACGGCAGGCUGUGCGCGGUCCUCCCAUUGGGCUGGAGAGCUGGUGGCAGAGUGAGGCCUGACCUAUUUUUCUACUGCAUAGAGUGACCUGUCGAAAGCAGAGUGGGGACCCUCAAUGGACAUGAAAUACUUUAAAAUGCACUCGUAACAUGCACAGACGCAUCCUGCCACCCACACAGCAGCCUCCAGGAUACCAGCAAAUGGAUGCGGUGACAAAUGGCAGCUUAGCUACAAAUGUCUGUCAGCCUGAGAGAAUGGGGUGAACAGCCACCAUUCCCACCAGCUGGCCUGGCCACUCUGAAUUGCGCCUUCCGAGCACACAUAAAAGCACAAAGACAGAGACACAGAGAGAGAGCGCAGAGAACCAGAGAGGAAAAGCCAGUGCGGGGGCAGGGAGCCGAUGGGCAGGCAGAGGGCUGCAUGUCCCCCUUUGCUUAUACAAGGCCUGCUCUGCCUCCCUGCCUGGGGUCCUUCCUGCCACAAGACCAAGGAGCCUUGUAGAGGUGGAAGAGGGCCAGAAAGGACCCACCUGCCAGGGACCAUGAAGCAGGGGCAGUGACCAUUGGACUGUUGGUCACUUGGGUCCCUGACAUGACUUAGUGUGUUUUUUGGGGGGUGGGGAGGGGGAAGGUGAGAGGGGUUUUAAUUUGAUGCUUUAACUGAUCACUAGCAGUUGACAGGUCAUCUCUGCCAGUUGUAUAACGGAAAAGGGGCUUUUCUACCAGGUAUGACCUUUAAGUUAAAAAUAUAAUUGUUCUAAAUGGAAAAAAAAAAAAAGUUGCAAUCUGCGUCCUUCACUGGGGACGUCUAUGACUGGUUGAGGGGGGGUGGGAAUGACCCCUAGGCAUGUGGACGAGUCCAGAAGAGGAAUGGUGGUGUGGAGGCAUUCUGGAAAUGCUCUGGGUGCCCCCUGCUGCGGGGGCACCAGGGGAGGAGAGCAGCUUAGCUGACCUUGGAGAGGUGGGGAAGGCUUUCGGCCACUUGGCAGAAGUUGCCAAGGUGGGCCCCAGCCACCAGGGCUGACCAGGGGCCUGGCCCCCCCGCCCCCCCGCCCACCCACCCACCUGCCCCAUGCAGCACUUGCACACCUGCCUGAGCACACACGCUGUAGCACUUGCCGAUCUCCACGUGUCCAGAAGUGGCCCUUGGCAGAGCACGGAACUUGCUCACCCUCUAGAUAGCCAAGUGCCACGUGAACUAUGCAAUUUAAAGGGUUGACCCACACUAGACGAAACUGGACUCGUAUGACUCUUUUUAUAUUUUUUUAUACUUGAAAUGAAAUCCUUUGCUUCUUUUUUAAGCGAAUGAUUGCUUUUAAUGUUUGCACUGAUCUAGUUGCAUGAUUAGUCAGAAACUGCCAUUUGAAAAAAGAAGUUAUUUUUAUAGCAGCAAAAAAAAAAAAAAAAAAAAGAA